CGUAGUUGUAGAAGACAGACAGGCACUCAGCAACCAGUAUGCGUUUGGCGGGAUACCUAGCAGUGGUCGUGGCGUCCGCGGCCGUGACAAAUGGACAGUAUAUUGGAUUCGGCGUGCCGGGCCAGGGGCUCGUGGACAGUCUUAACGGUCUCAUCAGUGGAGGGGGUUUCCCGGUAGGCAAUUUCCCAGGCCAAGGAAACCACUUCCCAGGCCAAGGGGGCCAUUUCCCAGGCCAGGGAGGACAUUUCCCAGGCCAGGGAGGUCAUUUCCCAGGCCAGGGAGGCAACUAUCCGGGCCAAGGAAGCUGCAAAUAUUGGUGCAGGUCACCCGAGAAUCAGUACUACUGCUGCGACCGAGGCAACAACCAGGGCCAAGGAAACUAUCCAGGUUCCAAACCAGGUUUCUGCCCCGCUGUGCGAGACGUCUGCCCGCCGACCCGCUUCGGAGUCGGCCGCCCCAUCCAGUGCGCCCACGACGGCCAGUGUUACGGCACCAGCGACAAAUGCUGCUUCGACAGAUGCCUCGGGGAACACGUGUGCAAGCCUGCCACGUACUACACCGGCCGGUAGAAGUCGUUUUCCAACACGAGACGUCUGGAGCGGGUGGACCUCUUGCCACUUGUAUGACGUCACUGUGAUUGCAUAAUCCAGCCUGUUUUCAGCCUCAUACCUGUUCUUAUACUGUUAUAAUUUAUUAAACCAUUGUUAUUUAAAAUCC
Molecule: messenger RNA, 717 nt
Organism: Penaeus vannamei (Pacific white shrimp)
Lineage: Eukaryota; Metazoa; Arthropoda; Malacostraca; Decapoda; Penaeidae
Cellular component (GO): extracellular region
Molecular function (GO): peptidase inhibitor activity
Source: RefSeq, a predicted model, not a curated record